Letharia lupina is the source of this 762-nucleotide messenger RNA. RefSeq lists its product as uncharacterized. The coding region runs from base 1 to 762 and encodes 253 amino acids. The record is from RefSeq and is a predicted model, not a curated record. The transcript has a single exon. Lineage: Eukaryota; Fungi; Ascomycota; Lecanoromycetes; Lecanorales; Parmeliaceae.
AUGGCAAUAGUAUUUCUCGUCAUCGCAGCAGGUACCUCUUUCGGCUCACCUACCACAAACCAUAUCCGGCCCCCCAAAAAACCGAUUCCACCUCACAACAACGUCCCGGCGCAAUCACCGGACGUUCCCAACAAUAAUCUCCACGCCCUCAUCACAACGAGAGCCCUUCCCGAUGACUCCAACCGCCAUGCCCGGCGCAACAAAAAGUACUGGCUGACCUCAUCCAAUCAUCCCUCCCCCGCCCUCCUCCAGCGCCACAACCACAUAACGGACCACCUCCGCCUCCACUCCGCCGCAUCAUCAUCAUCAUCAUCAUCACCGCCACUCACCAAACGCAGUCUCGCCAGUGACCUGACAGUCAUGGGUUUCCGCCUCAUCUGGACACACGCCGACGUCAUCGUCUCCUCCUCCCUCGCCUACUACCGCACGACCGAAUACUACCGAAACAUGACUGUCCUCGCCGGCGGCGAGUUCGGCUUCGGCCCCACCGUGCAGAACUACGUCAUCACGUACGGGCUGCUCCGGCUCACGUUCGACGUCGUGGCGGACGCGGCGGAGGCCAUCGCGGCGGAGCUGGCGUGGGAGUUCCCGAACGGGUUCGGGCAGUUCGUGCAAGAAUUCGCGCAGGUGAUGCUGUGGCUGACGGCCGGGGUGGUGAUUGGGACGUAUACGGUGCUGGCGUGGACGGUGACGACGGCCGUUUGGAUCACCAUGGUUAUUGUUGAAAAUGUGGAUUUGAGGAAUAUGGUCAGUGGGCCUUAG